Molecule: messenger RNA, 1837 nt
Organism: Trichechus manatus latirostris (Florida manatee)
Lineage: Eukaryota; Metazoa; Chordata; Mammalia; Sirenia; Trichechidae
Gene: MFSD8
Product: major facilitator superfamily domain containing 8
Exons: 12
Coding region: 63-1631 (522 amino acids)
Biological process (GO): transmembrane transport
Cellular component (GO): lysosomal membrane
Molecular function (GO): transmembrane transporter activity
Source: RefSeq, a predicted model, not a curated record
GCCUAGUGUAGAAGGAGGUGUCGCGAGAGGUGGCCUCACGCCACCGGUUGGGGGCUGUAACUAUGGCGAGCCUGGAAACUGAGGCUGAGCAGGAACCGCUCUUAGGCAGCCGUACAUCCGGAAGCAGAGAAUGGAAUGUUAUAGAAACCGAAGAGCAUUAUAAGAGCCGAUGGAGAUCUAUAAGGAUUCUGUAUCUUACUAUGUUUCUCAGCAGUGUAGGGUUUUCUAUCGUGAUAAUGUCCAUAUGGCCAUAUCUGCAAAAGAUUGAUCCGACAGCCGAUGCAAGUUUUCUGGGCUGGGUUAUUGCUUCAUUUAGUAUUGGCCAAAUGGUAGCUUCACCUAUGUUUGGUUUAUGGUCUAAUUAUAGACCAAGAAAAGAACCUCUUUUUGUCUCCAUCUUCAUUUCGGUGGCAGCCAACUGCCUCUAUGCGUAUGUCCACGUCCCAGCUUCUCAUAAUAAGUACUACAUGUUGGUUGCUCGUGGCCUGGUGGGAUUUGGAGCAGGAAAUGUGGCAGUUGUUAGAUCGUAUAUUGCUGGUGCUACUUCUCUUCAGGAAAGAACAAGUGCCAUGGCAAACACAAGUGCAUGUCAAGCAUUAGGUUUUAUUCUUGGUCCAGUUUUUCAGACUUGUUUUGCACUCAUUGGUGAAAAAGGCGUGACAUGGGAUGCCGUUGAUCUGCAGAUAAACAUGUACACAGCACCAGUUUUACUUGGUGCCUGCCUGGGGGUUUUAAAUAUUAUUCUGAUCCUUACUAUAUUAAGAGAACAUCGUGUGGAUGACUCAGGACGACAAUGUAAAAGCAUUAAUUUUGAAGAAGCAAAUACAGAUGAAGUUCAGAUCCCCCAAGGAAAUAUUGAUCAAGUUGCUGUUGUGGCCACUAAUAUUUUAUUUUUUGUGGUUCUAUUUAUCUUUGCGCUUUUUGAAACCAUCGUUACUCCAUUAACAAUGGAUAUGUAUGCCUGGACUAGAGAACAAGCUGUUUUAUAUGGUGGAAUAAUACUUGCAGCUCUUGGAAUUGAGGCAGUUCUUAUUUUCAUGGGGGUUAAAUUACUUUCCAAAAAGAUUGGCGAGCGUGCUGUUCUGCUGGGAGGACUCACCAUUGUAUGGGUUGGCUUCUUUAUCUUGUUGCCCUGGGGAAAUCAGUUUCCCAAAAUACAGUGGGAAGAUUUACAUAAUAAUUCAAUCCCUAGUGCUACAUUUGGGGAAAUUAUUAUUAAUUUCUGGAAGUCUUCAAGAGAAGAUCACUAUGAAGAACCAACUGGCUGCCCAGUUGAACAAGCCUGGUGCCUCUACACCCCUGUGAUCCAUCUGGCCCAGUUCCUCACAUCAGCUCUCCUAGUUGGAAUAGGUUAUCCAGCCUGCAAUGUUAUGUCCUAUACAUUAUAUUCAAAAAUUCUGGGACCAAAACCUCAGGGUGUGUACAUGGGCUGGUUAACAGCUUCUGGAAGCGGAGCUCGGAUUCUCGGACCUGUGUUCAUCAGCCAAGUGUAUACCUACUGGGGACCACGAUGGGCAUUCAGCCUUGUGUGUGGGAUAGUGAUACUCACCAUCACUCUCCUGGGAGCAGUUUACAAAAGACUCAUUGCUUUUUCUGUAAGACAUGGGAGGAUUCAAGAGUCAGCUAGCUAAGACUGCAAUGGAAAGUACUUGUUGCUUGGAACUUCCUAGUCUAAGGCUCUGCUAGAAAAUUGCUAUGAGCCAGUCUCCAAAAGCCAGGCUAUGGAUAUUGAAUAUUUUGAAUAACAAGAACAGGUAUUGAAUAACAGGGAAUCUUACGAUUCUACAUGUAAUUGUGAAGAGUAAGAUAAUAUGAAAACAUUCUGUAUCAUAAUUUC